AUGCCUGAACCUGCCAAGUCCGCGCCCAAGAAGGGCUCCAAGAAAGCUGUGACCAAGACCGCCGGGAAAGGCGGCAAGAAGAGGAGAAAGAGCAGGAAGGAGAGCUACGCCAUCUACGUGUACAAGGUGUUGAAGCAGGUCCACCCCGACACCGGCAUCUCCUCCAAGGCCAUGGGCAUCAUGAACUCGUUCGUCAACGACAUCUUUGAGCGCAUCGGCUCCGAAGCGUCUCGUCUGGCUCACUACAACAAACGCUCCACCAUCACCUCCAGGGAGAUCCAGACCGCCGUGCGCCUCCUGCUGCCCGGGGAGCUGGCCAAGCACGCCGUGUCCGAGGGAACCAAGGCCGUCACCAAGUACACCAGCUCCAAGUAGACCAAGACCCGAUACAAACCAACGGCUCUUUUAAGAGCCACACACCCAAUCUGCAGAGCUCGUUAUCCUCCCUUUUUUUGGGGGUAAAUCCCCCAGUACUGAGCAAAAAAUCAGAGUGUGAGUAAAUGAUAAAACCAUUAAAAUAAAUGAGAAUAAACAAAAAUAAGUAGUUCCUACCAGCAGCAUGUCAUUUAGACCAAAUCUGAAUAGUUUACUUUUGUCCGUAUUUUUGUUAGUGAUAUACAUUACCACAAAUGAC
This is a messenger RNA of Cololabis saira (Pacific saury), 634 nucleotides long. Its product is annotated as histone H2B-like. Bases 1 to 375 code for a protein of 124 amino acids. NCBI's taxonomy places the organism in Eukaryota, Metazoa, Chordata, Actinopteri, Beloniformes, Belonidae. The record is from RefSeq and is a predicted model, not a curated record. The transcript has a single exon. Gene Ontology annotation, molecular function: DNA binding; structural constituent of chromatin; protein heterodimerization activity. Gene Ontology annotation, cellular component: nucleosome.